Molecule: messenger RNA, 1262 nt
Organism: Musa acuminata AAA Group (dessert banana)
Lineage: Eukaryota; Viridiplantae; Streptophyta; Magnoliopsida; Zingiberales; Musaceae
Product: myb-related protein 306
Exons: 3
Coding region: 163-1050 (295 amino acids)
Biological process (GO): response to auxin
Source: RefSeq, a predicted model, not a curated record
GACGGAUUCGUCACCUCGCUCUCCUUGCUGCCGCCCACCUUUGACUUCUUCCUCUCUCUUUCCUUUCGCCUGCCUCUUCUGUUUCAAACGAAGAGACUUCCGAGUCGCAGUGCCUUGUGAACCUUGCACGCCUUUCUCUGCGGCUUCUGGGGAAGAGUUGCCAUGGGAAGAACACCUUGCUGCGAUAAAGGCGUGAAGAAGGGCCCGUGGACUCAAGAAGAGGACCUUGUCCUAGCCUCCUACGUCAAGGAGCACGGCCCUGGUAAUUGGAGGGCUGUGCCUACCAACACCGGGUUGAUGAGGUGCAGCAAGAGCUGCAGGCUCCGGUGGACUAAUUACCUCAGGCCGGGCAUCAAGCGUGGCAACUUCACAGAUCAGGAGGAGAGGCUCAUCGUCCAUCUCCAAGCUCUUCUUGGCAACAGGUGGGCAGCCAUAGCUUCGUAUCUGCCGGAGAGGACGGACAACGACAUCAAGAACUACUGGAACACCCAUCUGAAGAAGAAGCUGAGGAGGAUUCAGGGAAGUGGAGACGGUGCGACGUCCAACGGAGGGCUCUCCAGAUGCCCACCCGUCUCCAAGGACCAGUGGGAGAGGAGGGUACAGGCCGACAUCCGCAUGGCGAAGCAAGCCCUCACCGAGGCCUUGUCCUUGCAGAAGCCGAGCUGCCUCGGCGACCGGAAGCCACAGAGUAGCGGCUUCUCGUUAACGGCACCGAUCACUACCACCUACGCGUCGAGCACCGAGAACAUCUCUCGGCUGCUACAAGGAUGGAUGAAGCAGUCGCCUGCCGCGGGAGCUGACAUGGUGGCCGGAGGCGACUCGACCUCCACAGAGGGUUCGGCUACCGUAGCAAGCAACAACGGUGUGUCACCGGUGGGACUGCCGGACUCAGCGUUCAAGAUCGAGACACCGACGCCGGAGGUAUCGGAGCCGAACCUAUUCUUAGGCGAGAACAGGGCGGCCAUGGAAGCUCCAGUCUUUAUCUCCUUGUUCGAGACAUGGCUCUUUGACGACAGUAUGCCACUGGAUGACACGGCUGAGUUGUUAUAGGAGGACCCUGAGAUGAAUUGAUCCAUCCCUUGAUGUUUGAGCGGAAAGAUAGCUCAACUCAAGGAGAUUAAGGCGUAAAUUCCGAAGAACAGCAUAAUGAUGUCUGCUUUGGGAACUCGUCUUCCUCUUCUUACUACUACUGUAAUGGAAGCUUUAGUUUGAAUGGUGUAACUGCAUAAAAAGAUGAAGAACACUGAUAGUAGAUCAUGUCA